GUCAUCCGGAGCUUCGCCAUCCUCCCACAGCUCUACACUGAAUCUGAAGCAUAACACAAUGGGGCUGUAAUGUCAACUGCGCCGGAGAUCAGAGCAUCUUCUGAAGAGCACUGAGACUGUGUAUGGAUCUUAUGAUGAUGAAAAAGAAGAAAUUCAAAUUCAGGGUUGAUUUUGAGCUGGACGAAUUGUCGUCGGUCCCCUUCGUCAACGGUGUCCUCUUUUGUAAAAUCAGGCUGCUGGACGGCGGGUUCUCCGAGGAGUCCUCUCGGGAGUCAGUGCAGGCCAACUGUGUGCGAUGGAAGAAGCAAUUUUCUUUCCCCUGCAAGAUGAGUGCAAAUGCAGGAACGGGCGUGCUGGACCCCUGUGUGUGUCGUGUGUCCGUUAGAAAGGAGCUUAAGGGUGGAAAGGCAUAUGCAAAGCUUGGUUUUGCAGAUCUGAAUUUAGCAGAGUUUGCCGGCUCAGGGAAUACAACCCGCAGAUGUCUGCUGGAAGGCUAUGAUACCAAAAAUACUCGGCAGGAUAACUCUAUUCUCAAGGUUAUCAUAAGUACACAGCUCAUGUCAGGGGAUCCCUGUUUUAAAACGCCUCCGUCCACAGCCACAGUGAUUGGGAUCCAGGGUGACGGAGACAGCCUGCUGGAGGAGAGAAGGGGAGGGGACUCACAGAAAGGCUGUUCUGAAAGUCGAGAAGGGAAGUGUCCCGUUGCGUCGGAUGAGCUCGGAGGCUGCGGCCACUCUCGAACGUCCAGCUAUGCCAGCCAACAGUCCAAACUUUCAGGCUACAGCACAGGUCACUCCCGCUCAUCCAGCAUGUCAGAGUUCAGCCACCGGAGAAAUCACUCAGUGGGCAGCGCGUCAACGGGCAUCGGAAGCAUCCCGGAGCCCAGCGAGGACCGAGAGUCCAGACCAUGUCCAGCCUUGCCUGAACACCCAGUCUCCACAGCCACCGCUAGCAACCCACCAGGCACACCAGUGCAGAGUGCUUCAUCCUGUGAACGACUGAACAGACAUCCUGUGAAACAGGACUCCAUAGAGUCUCAGCUAAAGAGAAUGGAUGACACGAGGGUGGACGCUGACGAUGUUGUGGAAAAGAUUCUACAGAGUCAAGAUUUUACGCCCAGCCUACUGGACUCCAGUGCUGAAGAGGAAGGUCUGCGUCUAUUUGUUGGGCCUGGAGGAAGUACAGCUCUUGGUAGCCACCACCUUCCCACCAGGGUUGGUGCUGGAGCGUACGAGCAGGUGGUGAUCAAGCGUUAGACCCGGAGCCUCUCGUGGUGAUAUGUCUGUUUUGUCUUUAUUCUACAGCAUACACAGUACUAAACCUAAACACUCUGAAACAUCAACAUUAAACAGUGCCCCCCUGUGUUCAUAUCGUAUACAUGACACUGUGGCUGCUCAGGUAUUUUUAGGAGUGAGAACUGGACAGAUCGUCUUGGUGUAAGCGCAUACAGCUGCAGAUCAGGAGGAAGACAUUGAUCAAAUUAUUUAACAACACUGAACACGAAUUAAUCUUGGCUUUCUGAGCUGAAAUUCUGUUUUGUUUGGGUGUAGGAAACUUUGUGUGCAUUGCAUCGUCUCAACGGUUUAACAGAAGUUAUGAUUAUUAUUUACCUUUGAUCGUUGACAACAGGAUGAGCUUCAUGUGCAUCAUCUUAAAUGACCUGAUAUUAACUGAAAACAGUGUUUUAAUACAUUCCUGUUUCAAUUUCCCUUUAAAAAUAGGUUUAAAAUUAACCUGUAAGCUGCUACAAAGCUGUAGUUAGAAGUCUGACAGACCUUAUUGUUUUUAAAAAGCAAGACUAUUUUACUACAAAAGCAUCAGAUGUAAGCUAUUUGAUCUGUGAUUGUCAAUGCUGAGUGUAUGCACUUGUGAAUUUGCCAUGCGAUAAGGCCACUUUUAUUUAUAGUAACUCCAACCAUUGGAUGAACAAAGGGAUAUGAGAUAUGAUGUCUUGUAAAUAAGGCUAUGCUCGUAGUGGCAAAGAGAAAAAGGGAAGAACAACUUCAUUAUAAGUGCUAAUAUUGGACCAUGUUAUUUGUUUGGCACACUUCAGAUUUCUUUUUAAAGAAAAUCUUAGUGCAUUUACAUCACCUUAUGAACAAAAGUAUAACUGAAGAAAAUUAAAAUUUCUGUUCUGUUUUUAACCACAGAGUACCCAUGCUUUUCCAACUGUGCUGCAACACUGAGUUGACCAAACAAGCUCAAAUUAGUGAACAAAUAAGAAAUCUGUUGACACAUCAACUGUUUGACUUGUGCAUCUGAUGCAUAAUCAAUAUUUUACAUUCACAUUAGACAGCAAAGGACUCAUUAAGUGAUCCACUGCCAAGGCUUUAUUCAGCUGAAACUGUAUUUUUAAAGGUCCAAGGUAUUACCUUAGUUAUUUAUACAUUGCCUAGCUUUGCAUCAAAGGCUAGAACCGAUGACUGCCUUUCAUUCACAGAGUUACUAAUACAUUAUUAGUGCUACAGAGAAAAUCAAUUUUAAAGAAUAAAUCUGGUGAGUUUUGAAAUCCUCACAGUGUUCUGUGUGUAGACCAUUUGCAUUUUUAGCCUUAGUUGGACAGUCUAUUAGAACAAAUUAGCCAAAGUACACAACAGAGCUAUUACUAAGAAGCCUGACAGGACUAUGCUUAAAGAGAAUUCUAGACACAUAACUAGUGAAAACAAACCACAUAACAUGUUUUAUCAUCUGUCUCCUGUUGUCAUAGUAUCUAUAAAAACCAUAAACAUCUUACAUCAUUAGUUAGCGUUCUCCAUUUUAUUUUUGUAUCUUCUGCAUGAUUGUGGUGUCUAUCUGAAGAGAAUUGCUUUAGCAAACUUUCCCAUCUUUAGUUGGUCACAUCUUAAUGGUUUUUCCUAGUUGAUAUUGUGUCAUCUAUUUCCACAUAGAAGGAACAAUUUGCUUGCCUAUUAAGUUUGUGAAUUCUUUUUGUAAAGCAGAUAUCUGCACAAGUGUUGAUGUGUGAAGUAACUGCAAAUCAGUGUUGUUGUUUUUUGUUUUAUGAACCUCGUAUAAAAGACUGAGGGCCUGCUGGCGGGUCAGCAGCUGUUUUCUACUAAAAUUUGCUUCAUAAACAAUUUUAGAAGCGAAAGCACGUGACAUACCAUUAGAAAACUGAGAUUCUUGCAGUAAAGCAUUUAACAAUAGUGACCACAGUGGGUACAGUGAUAUAAGAAAUCAUAAAAUGGAGGCAAAUUACCUAAAAUCUCAGAUUCUGGUAAUCCAUUAAUAUUUUCCCACAAAUUGAUGUUUGCAUUAUCAUUCAGCUAGCAGUUAAGCUUCAUCUUUAACGUAUUCUCUCUUAUAAAUCUGGUCAACUGGCAAACUUUCUCCAAACUAAUUUCAGUUCCACAGUCUUUAGCUAUUGAUUAACAUCUCAUUUGCACCUGUGUGAGCUCCCUCGUCUUCUCCACAGGCUUUAAUAGAAAAAAGUAAAAAAGAAAAACAAUCCAACACAAUUUUUGCUGUUCUAUUUACGUUUGAACUAAGACAGAAUGUGCUGUCAUUGAGUUUCUCACUAACAGGUCAUAAUUUAAGCAAUCUUAAAAAUAAAUUUUAGUAGUGUCAUUAAAAUAUCUCCAACUGUGUUCCAGUAACAGUGUUUAACUUAAUUAGGGGGAAAAAAAAAACAAAAACAAACCAGUGUUGCCUUUGUUUGUUUGUUUUUAAUUUACAAAAAGCAGACAUGUACUCCACGUGGUUUUAGAGCAGCUCUCAGUUUACUUCAGGUAUCCCAUGUAUAUGUGUUUUAGGUAAAUUUUCACACAGCUGGAAGGGGUUAAUUUUGGGUCUUGCAUUAAAAUCAGAUUCCUAGAAUUUCAUUUUCUUGGUUUAAUCUUUCAUUGCUGAUGUGACAUAUUUUUGAUAAAUGUUAUUGCUUGACAAAAGUGUUUUUUUGUGUUUGUGUAUGUAGUGUAUGACUUGUCUAGUGAGAUAUUUUUUAUAUAACUUUUUUUUGUUGUUACUUUACUUGUCUUAGAGAAUAAAAGUUACUUGUUUUUACCUGUGUGAUACAGGUAUGUUCAUCAUGGUACCUAACAUGUUGUUACAAACAUGGGUUGCUUUUUCUCUUCUGUGAAGCUGUUGUCUAUAUAAAAUUGUAAACUGUAUACUCUGUAAAGUGAUGUUUUUGUCAUUCUGAAACUGUCAAGUGUUCUUUUGCUUCCCUAACAAAUGUAUUGGAAAACAAAAAUGUUUACCUGGCACUGUUAAAUAAAACAGUUUAAAUGUAA
Messenger RNA from Melanotaenia boesemani (Boeseman's rainbowfish), 4232 nucleotides. RefSeq names its product family with sequence similarity 102 member Bb (gene eeig2b). Bases 123 to 1256 code for a protein of 377 amino acids. The transcript is spliced from 11 exons. Lineage: Eukaryota; Metazoa; Chordata; Actinopteri; Atheriniformes; Melanotaeniidae. The record is from RefSeq and is a predicted model, not a curated record.